Molecule: messenger RNA, 412 nt
Organism: Condylostylus longicornis
Lineage: Eukaryota; Metazoa; Arthropoda; Insecta; Diptera; Dolichopodidae
Product: transmembrane protein 141
Exons: 2
Coding region: 101-412 (103 amino acids)
Source: RefSeq, a predicted model, not a curated record
UACAUAUUGCACAUCUAUGUAUUUAAAUUAGUGAUUACUUUACUUCACAAAAUUUUUACACCAAUUUGUAUUCACUUUUUAUGUGUAUAUUUUAUUUGAUAUGAAUGACAUAAAACAAUUAAAAAAUCAACAAAGAGAAAAACAUCCAGGGUUUGAUUCGUAUUUAGAUUGCAUGACGAGAUCUUUAUUUACGGGUCUUGCAUCAUUUUGCCUAGGUUUUUCAGGAAGCUAUUUUGCGCAAAAAAUAAUUUUUGCUAAAUUGAAAUAUCCAUUAAGGUUCAAUAUACUAUUUUCAUCAGGAAUUGCAACGGUAUUGGCAUACAAGAUAACAAGUGAAAGAACCAAAUCUUGUCAAGCGGCUUGGAUGGCAGCUGAAAAUAAACACACUAUACUUCAAGAAAACAAUUAUUAA